UUAGUGGUGUCUGGUCGGAGAAACUGAAACUGUUAUUUCUUCCUGCACAUCAAGUAAAAGAGAGAGCUUCUCACUAAACAUGAACUCCAAACCUCAAGAGAGAAUAAUUUUGGAUGUUGGAACAUGGGAAAAGAUAUUUCAAGAACUGAUCCAGCAGGUAAAACCCCGGGCCAGAUGGACCCUGAAGUUGGAUGAGACUCUUCAGCCAGACUAUGUGGCCCUAGAGUGGAAGCAAUACCAGCAAAAAGCAUUUGGCAGGUUCCGGUGUUCCUCAUGCAGGCGAAAUUGGGCUUCUGCCCAAGUGAAGAUCCUGUGUCACAUGCACCUGGAGCCCCGGAAGUCCCAGGGUCAGGUGCUUAUGCGGCUCUUUGGUCAGAGGUGCCAGAGGUGUUCCAGGUCUCAAUUCGAGAAGCCCGAGUUCUCUUCAGAUAGCACCAUGAGGAUUUUGAACAAUCUGGUGCAGCGCAUUCGGGAGAAAUACUACGGAGAUGGCAUCAAGAAGUACUCAGAGAUUCCGGUGAUCCCGGAGGUGCCUCUGGAAGGGUCCCACGACACGGCCAAUUGUGAGGCAUGUGUUCUGGGCUUCUGUGUUCAGAGCUUACAAGACUGCACAACAAAACCAUCCAAAUCCCCUGUCUCCUACAUGGAAAUGGGGAGCUCUCUGUCCCACAUCGGUGACAUACGUGGACAAAACCAAGCUAGGAACCAGCCAACUGGACCAAAGGGAGCUCAGGGGAGUAGGUGUUCCUUUGAGCAUAAGGUGUCGGGGCCCAGCCAUGGCACUGCUGGAACCCAAGUGCCUGGGGCAGGCUCUCAGCCAAAACAGAAGAUAAGCCAACAACCCACACCAAGGGCAGCCCGGCAGGCUGCACGUGGAACAGGGUCUCAGCCCAUCCAAGUAGCAGGAUCACUUCCCCCAGGGUGGACAGAGCCACAGCGCACACGAGCAGUAAGCCCAUUACUUUCAGUGGGGGCAGAUUCGCAAUCCACCCUGGGGACAGGACAACAGACCCAUCAGAGGACAUACUCUCAGGCUCUAAGGAGGUCUGGCCAACAGUCAAAACAGGAGACAGGUUCACAAGCCACACCAGGGACAGGUCUUCAGGCUAUAAAGGGGAUAGACCCAAAGCCCACACAGAGAGCUAAUAUCACAGAUACACAUGGAUCUGGGAGCUUCAGGGGAACUCAAGCUUCCCCCACACCAGGGACAGGUCUUCAGGCUAUAAAGGGGAUAGACCCAAAGCCCACACAGAGAGCUAAUAUCACAGAUACACAUGGAUCUGGGAGCUUCAGGGGAACUCAAGCUUCCCCCACACCAGGGACAGGUCUUCAGGCUAUAAAGGGGAUAGACCCAAAGCCCACACAGAGAGCUAAUAUCACAGAUACACAUGGAUCUGGGAGCUUCAGGGGAACUCAAGCUUCCCCCACACCAGGGACAGGUCUUCAGGCUAUAAAGGGGAUAGACCCAAAGCCCACACAGAGAGCUAAUAUCACAGAUACACAUGGAUCUGGGAGCUUCAGGGGAACUCAAGCUUCCCCCACACCAGGGACAGGUCUUCAGGCUAUAAAGGGGAUAGACCCAAAGCCCACACAGAGAGCUAAUAUCACAGAUACACAUGGAUCUGGGAGCUUCAGGGGAACUCAAGCUUCCCCCACACCAGGGACAGGUCUUCAGGCUAUAAAGGGGAUAGACCCAAAGCCCACACAGAGAGCUAAUAUCACAGAUACACAUGGAUCUGGGAGCUUCAGGGGAACUCAAGCUUCCCCCACACCAGGGACAGGUCUUCAGGCUAUAAAGGGGAUAGACCCAAAGCCCACACAGAGACCUAAUAUCACAGAUACACAUGGAUCUGGGAGCUUCAGGGGAACUCAAGCUUCCCCCACACCAGGGACAGGUCUUCAGGCUAUAAAGGGAAUAGACCCAAAGCCCACACAGAGAGCUAAUAUCACAGAUACACAUGGAUCUGGGAGCUUCAGGGGAACUCAAGCUUCCCCCACACCAGGGACAGGUCUUCAGGCUAUAAAGGGGAUAGACCCAAAGCCCACACAGAGAGCUAAUAUCACAGAUACACAUGGAUCUGGGAGCUUCAGGGGAACUCAAGCCACCCGGGGAAGCCAGGACAGGUAUUCACACAGAGCGCCUGUUCCAGGCAGCUCUUCCAGGUCCUUUGUCUCAAUGGCACCGCGUAACUCCGGUGGCCAGGAUAGCUUACUCAAGGUGGGCUGUCUCAUCUGUAUUGCUGCUCUUUAUGCCUGGGUUGUAGGCAGAUACUUUCACUAGGAUGAUGAAAAUAAGCUUGUCUUUUCCUCUUGUCUUAAUUUCAUGGUAAUCAAUGAACUAAUAUAACAAAGAAUUUGAUUUGAGACCAAAUAGGGUGGAGUUUAUAGGCUAACCCUUGGUCUCCUGGACUUCAUUUGCAGGUAGCCUAAAACAUGAUCUAGCAGAUAAUAAGCCCAAUAAUAAAUAUUUGUGGAAUAACUAAAA
Artibeus jamaicensis (Jamaican fruit-eating bat) is the source of this 2485-nucleotide messenger RNA. It is a transcript of the gene RTP4, whose product is annotated as receptor transporter protein 4. NCBI's taxonomy places the organism in Eukaryota, Metazoa, Chordata, Mammalia, Chiroptera, Phyllostomidae. The record is from RefSeq and is a predicted model, not a curated record. The transcript has 2 exons. Gene Ontology annotation, biological process: protein targeting to membrane; detection of chemical stimulus involved in sensory perception of bitter taste; protein insertion into membrane. The coding region runs from base 80 to 2281 and encodes 733 amino acids. Gene Ontology annotation, molecular function: olfactory receptor binding. Gene Ontology annotation, cellular component: cytoplasm.